AUGUAUUUAAGUGACCGUUUCUUUCAAGAUUGGAACGUUUUGUUUUCCGGUACCACAUCCAUUAUAUACAUGUUGUCAUUUUGAAAUCUCUUUUGGAUUGUCUUCCCUCUCUUUCCUGCUAAAACUAAUUUAGUUAAAAUCAAGGAAAAAACAAUGAAAAGCUCCUCCAAUAUCUUACAUAUCCAUAUCUUCCUCUCAAAUUGUGAUUCUUUCUUUUCUUAUAAAUAUUCAAAUUUCAGUCUCUUUCGCUCUCAAUCCACACCCACACCACAACAAUUCUCUUUAUAUCAUCCCAAAACCACAAAAAUUCAUAUAUGGCCACACGCCACAACCCAGUUCCCAUUCAAAUUCUCAAUCCGAUAGCGAUAUCCACACCCCCUCAAUUAUUCACUCCCUCUUUUUAAAUCCUGCAAUCCCACUUCCACUCUCCUCCACCACCCACCACCAUGGCAGCUGAUGCUUCCCCUUCGUUCAUCUCACAAUCCCCCGAAUUCCACCCGGAGAUCUCUGUUUCCCCGCUCACCCACGACGGCCUCAAGUUCUGGCAAUUCAUGAUUGCCGGAUCAAUUGCCGGCUCCGUCGAGCACAUGGCCAUGUUUCCCGUCGACACUCUCAAAACCAGGAUGCAAGUCCUUGGUGGUGGUGGUGGUGUUGGGUCUUGCUCUGUUCAGUCCAUCAACGUCCGGCGAGCUCUUGGCUCCAUUUUGAAGCUGGAAGGUCCUGCUGGACUCUAUAGGGGAAUAGGGGCAAUGGGUCUCGGUGCAGGACCUGCCCACGCCGUCUACUUCUCGGUCUAUGAAUGGUUCAAGGAAGUUUUCUCCGGUGGAAAUUCGAACAAUUCAGCAGCACAUGCAGUCUCUGGAGUUUUUGCGACGGUUGCGAGUGAUGCUGUGAUCACUCCCUUGGAUAUGGUGAAGCAGAGGUUGCAGUUGAAGAGCAGUCCUUAUAAGGGUAUUGGGGAUUGCGUGAAAAGGGUGUUGAUGGAGGAGGGAAUUGGAGCCUUCUAUGCUUCGUAUAGAACUACCAUCCUCAUGAAUGCUCCAUUCACGGCCGUUCAUUUCGCUACCUAUGAGGCUGCUAAGAGAGGUUUAAUGGAGGUUUCGCCGGAGAGCGCGAACGAUGAGAGGUUGAUAGUUCAUGCUACAGCCGGAGCAGCUGCCGGAGCUCUGGCUGCUGCCCUGACCACCCCACUUGAUGUUGUGAAAACUCAGCUGCAAUGCCAGGGAGUCUGUGGCUGUGAUAGAUUUUCUAGUUGCUCAAUUCGGGAUGUCAUUCGAACCAUAGUGACAAAAGAUGGAUAUCAAGGCUUAAUGAGAGGUUGGAUCCCCAGAAUGCUUUUCCAUGCACCUGCAGCUGCAAUUUGCUGGUCCACCUAUGAAGCUUCAAAAACCUUCUUUCAACAACUUGAUGGCAGCAAAGAUCAGUAAAGUGAUCGAAUAAUUGUUUUCGUCUCUAAAACACCAAAAUCAAAGUGAAUAAGUCGAAGACAAAGCUCCAGCAUAACAAUGGUUCUCGAGUUUUACUUCUGUCAGCAGUAAUGGUGCAAGCUUGUUUGCCCAGGAGGACGGAAGGAUGGGAUAGAUUCAUGCUUCUGAAAAAUGUGCUCCGUCACUUCACACUUUCGGGUUAAUGUUCAGCCAUUUUCAAAGUGGAACAUCUGAAGCAAUCCCCUUUGUCCAAAUUUUCAAUCAUAUUUGUAUCUUUAGCAGUUUAUAAUAUGUACAGAAAAAUGGUUCUACUGCUUUAAUUUGUAAUAAAAUAUAACACUAUUGAGAAA
This is a messenger RNA of Ziziphus jujuba (common jujube), 1777 nucleotides long. RefSeq lists its product as uncharacterized. Gene Ontology annotation, molecular function: ferrous iron transmembrane transporter activity. Bases 447 to 1427 code for a protein of 326 amino acids. Gene Ontology annotation, biological process: iron import into the mitochondrion. Lineage: Eukaryota; Viridiplantae; Streptophyta; Magnoliopsida; Rosales; Rhamnaceae. Gene Ontology annotation, cellular component: mitochondrial membrane. The transcript has 2 exons. The record is from RefSeq and is a predicted model, not a curated record.